GUCAACAAGGUGCGUGUUUUGUGGUGACAGACGUCCAGCGACAUCCAGGAGGCAUGUCCAGCGACAGUGACACCGCGGAUGAGGCUGUGCGGGGUACCUGCGAUGAUGCUUCCAUAUGUAAGAGGUUCGCCGUGAGCGUUGGGUAUUGGAAAGAUCCCUACAUGCAGUAUUUUGUCAGGCAGGCCAAAGAACGCAAGGCGCCUGAGAUCAACAGAGGGUACUAUGCUCGGGUCCAAGGGGUCAGUCAGCUACUCUAUGCCUUUUUGAAAAGGACUGAAUGCAAUUGCCAAGUCAUUAACCUCGGAGCUGGGCUAGACACAACAUUCUGGAGGUUAAAGGAUGAAAACCUCCUCCCUAAGAAAUAUUUUGAAGUGGAUUUUCCUGCAAUAGUUUCUCGAAAGCUUUACAACAUAAAGUCCAAACCUCCUCUUUCCAAGCCAAUAAUGGAAACCCACAAUGGAGACUCCCUGCUAAUAGAUGCUUACAGCCUACACUCCUCACGAUACUCCAUCAUUGGGGGAGAUCUGAGAAACCUGAAGGACAUGGAGGAGAAGCUAAAGAAAGCUGGCAUGGACCCACAGCUGCCAACGUUGUUCGUGGCAGAGUGUGUGCUGAUUUACAUGACCCCCGAAAAGUCCGCCAACCUCCUGAGGUGGGCAGCAGAGACCUUCCCCACCGCCAUGUUUGUAAGCUACGAACAGGUCAACAUGGCGGACCGCUUUGGGCAGAUCAUGGUAGAAAACCUGCAGAGGAGACAAUGUAACCUGGCGGGUGUGGAGGCCUGCCAGUCACUGCAGUCUCAGAUGGAUCGAUUGCUGUCUAACGGAUGGGAAGCAGCAAAUGCCUGGGAUAUGAUCCGGGUAUACAGCAAUCUACCCCAGAAUGAUGUAGCACGGAUUGAGAAACUGGAAUUUCUAGACGAGAAGGAAUUGCUGGAACAGCUGCUUCUCCAUUAUUGUAUCAGCUGGGGUACAAAGGACUCAUUACACUUAGGUCUGUCGGAAAUCACAUUUUGACAGUACAGAAAAAGUCGACCCGGCCGUGAUAUUCCCAUCACACUGACUAACACAAACCAUUACAUUUGGCAAACACCAGGCAUUUGGCUUUCAAUCUUCCCAGCCAGACCUAACAAGAGAGCAAUCUUCCUGAUGCUACAAGCUUUGCGAGCCGUUUCCAGAGUAUGAAAUAAAUCUCCUCCAGUGUGUGUGUGGA
This is a messenger RNA of Nanorana parkeri, 1212 nucleotides long. It is a transcript of the gene LCMT1, whose product is annotated as leucine carboxyl methyltransferase 1. Bases 54 to 1016 code for a protein of 320 amino acids. Gene Ontology annotation, cellular component: cytosol. NCBI's taxonomy places the organism in Eukaryota, Metazoa, Chordata, Amphibia, Anura, Dicroglossidae. The transcript is spliced from 11 exons. Gene Ontology annotation, biological process: C-terminal protein methylation. Gene Ontology annotation, molecular function: protein C-terminal leucine carboxyl O-methyltransferase activity. The record is from RefSeq and is a predicted model, not a curated record.